AUGAUUCUCACAUAUUCAUAUUCCUGGCCCACCUGUCAAUUGCAGACACCCGACAGAAUCCCGUGGGCUCUGCUUGACCAUGCCUUGAUGAAGCCCCCAAUCUUGCAACUGGGUGUAGAGGAUUCCUGUCGCAUGCUAAUGCCCCAUGAGGAGUCGCGAAUGGACGCUAUGAAGAUAGCUUCCGAAGAUGCGCCUCUUAAUGCUCAAGUCAAUCAAACAUCAAGCUAUCGGGGAAGGCCAGUCAUUAAUUAUGUGAGCGGAUGUUUCCGAUGCAGCUGGCUCAUGUGUUUCCUCUUCAAGGCAUAUGAUUCGAGCACCUACCCUCUCCGCGUCUGGCCUCGCAGCUUCGACUCCACUUUCAAGCUCUUCGAGGACGAACUGUAA
Molecule: messenger RNA, 384 nt
Organism: Penicillium chermesinum
Lineage: Eukaryota; Fungi; Ascomycota; Eurotiomycetes; Eurotiales; Aspergillaceae
Exons: 1
Coding region: 1-384 (127 amino acids)
Source: RefSeq, a predicted model, not a curated record